CCGUGGGGGGGAGAAGAGGAGGUGCGUAAAACUGUGGGUACGGGGUCAGAAACGUCGACACUAAACUCACGAACGGUUGACAUCACAGAGGGGCAAAGUUGCAGCAGCGGAAGUGGCGCUGUUGCGGGGCGGAUGUGACGGUGCGGGGCCCUGCCGGCCGGUGGUAGGGAGGGUGGGUGCAGGCUGCGGCGCGGGUGCCGCCGGGAGAGAGAGCGCGGCCCAGUCCCUUUGUUGCGGUAACGCUGCCCGGGGGGCGGGGGGGAGAGAGCGGAGCCGAGCCCAGCCCGAGCUUGAGGCGAUCCGAGCCCAGCCUGAGGCAGGGACACCCCCACAAACAGUCACAUCAGCCCAGCCCGCAUCCACAACAACAUGGACUCGGACGAGGGCUACAUGUACGACGAGGAUGAGUACAGCGAGGAGAGCGAGCCCGAGGAUAACUUCGAGAUCGGUGAGGUGGAGAUGCAGGAGCCCGGCCUGGAGCCUGGCCAGGACGGUGACGGGGUCGGCGGUGGAGGCGGCGGCCUUGGAGGUUUAGGCGGGCUGGGCGGCCUGGGCGCCGAGCAGGAGGAGGAGGAUUACCGCUACGAGGUGUUGAGCGCCGAGCAGAUCGUCCAGCACAUGGUGGAGUGUAUCCGGGAGGUCAACGAGGUCAUCGAGAAUCCAGCCACAAUCACAAGGAUACUUCUCAGCCACUUCAACUGGGAUAAGGAGAAACUAAUGGAAAGAUACUUUGAUGGAAACUUGGAGAAACUUUUUGCAGAAUGCCAUGUAGUAAACCCUUAUAAAAAGUCUCGAACACGUCAGAUGAACACAAGAUCAUCCUCACAAGAUAUGGUUUGUGCAAUCUGCUACCUGAAUUAUCCUAACUCGUACUUCACAGGCUUAGAGUGUGGUCACAAAUUCUGUAUGCAGUGCUGGAAUGAAUACUUAACUACAAAGAUCAUAGAAGAAGGUAUGGGGCAGACUAUAUCAUGCCCAGCUCACGGCUGUGAUAUCCUCGUCGAUGACAACACAGUUAUGCGUUUGAUCACAGAUUCCAAAGUCAAGUUGAAGUACCAGCAUUUAAUAACCAACAGUUUUGUAGAGUGCAAUCGACUGUUAAAAUGGUGCCCUGCCCCUGACUGUCACCAUGUUAUUAAAGUCCAGUAUCCUGAUGCAAAACCUGUUCGCUGUAAAUGUGGGCGGCAGUUCUGCUUCAACUGUGCUGAGAAUUGGCAUGAUCCUGUUAAAUGCAAGUGGUUGAAGAAGUGGAUUAAGAAGUGUGAUGAUGACAGUGAAACUUCCAAUUGGAUUGCAGCAAACACUAAGGAAUGUCCGAAAUGCCAUGUGACCAUUGAAAAGGAUGGUGGGUGCAAUCAUAUGGUUUGUCGCAAUCAGAAUUGUAAAGCGGAAUUCUGUUGGGUCUGCCUUGGACCCUGGGAGCCACAUGGAUCUGCCUGGUAUAACUGCAAUCGUUACAAUGAAGAUGAUGCAAAGGCUGCCAGGGAUGCCCAGGAGCGUUCUCGAGCAGCACUCCAGCGGUACCUAUUCUACUGCAACCGCUAUAUGAACCACAUGCAGAGCUUGCGGUUUGAGCACAAACUCUAUGCUCAGGUCAAGCAGAAGAUGGAGGAAAUGCAACAACACAAUAUGUCUUGGAUUGAGGUGCAGUUCCUGAAGAAAGCUGUGGAUGUGCUCUGUCAGUGUCGCGCCACAUUAAUGUACACUUACGUCUUUGCUUUCUACCUCAGAAAGAACAACCAGUCCAUUAUCUUUGAGAACAAUCAGGCAGAUCUGGAGAAUGCAACAGAAGUGCUGUCUGGCUAUCUGGAGAGGGACAUAUCCCAGGACUCCCUGCAAGACAUCAAACAGAAAGUACAAGACAAGUACAGAUACUGUGAGAGCCGGAGGAAGGUGUUGCUACAGCAUGUGCACGAAGGCUAUGAGAAAGAUCUUUGGGAGUAUAUCGAGGACUGAGGCUCAGCUUAUAAUGAACUGUCAACCCGUUAGCAACAGAGUGCUGAUGCAAAUAAAGUGGGCGGCACUGGCCCUUGCAGACACUGCUGGAGUUCUACCCUACUUUUUGUUAAUGGAAAGUUUAAGUAAAUUAUAUUGUAAUAAAAAAAGUAGAUAAAACCACAAAAUGUACAACAGUAUUGUAAGUGGAUGAAGGGUAUGACACACUAAAAACCCUCCAACUUUAAUCUGUAAUGUAGCUACAUUCUGAGAGCUGAA
This is a messenger RNA of Chiloscyllium plagiosum (whitespotted bambooshark), 2214 nucleotides long. Its product is annotated as E3 ubiquitin-protein ligase ARIH1. The record is from RefSeq and is a predicted model, not a curated record. Gene Ontology annotation, biological process: protein ubiquitination. Gene Ontology annotation, molecular function: ubiquitin-protein transferase activity; zinc ion binding. Lineage: Eukaryota; Metazoa; Chordata; Chondrichthyes; Orectolobiformes; Hemiscylliidae.